AUGGACACACCUAGGUCUGUACUUGCGGAUGGAGGCGGAACUGUAAAUGAUGUAAUUGCUAGUGCGGGCUCACAACAAAGGAGUAAAGUAUAUGCCAAUCAAAGGGUGCACAAUGACGCAACAUCAACUAAUUACAUAGAAUCUGAAGCCGAACUCGAAAGGGGUGCUAGUGAUGAUGAAGAGGAUGAAGAUGAUGAGGAAGAGUCACAGAACGCCCAAGAAUUCAAUAACAAGAGAAUUGUGCUCCAGCGUUUCACGAUAUACAACUCCUUGACUACGAUGUACAUUGUGGGUAGCAAUGCAAAAGAGAGUUUAUUUAGAAUUCUUGAAAUAUGUAAGGAUCCAAAUGACGAGACGAAAUUAGAUAUCAUAGAGGAUAAAAACUACUUCUACACCAGAAAAGAUAUGGUUGAGUUGAUCAAUGGAUUGAACGAGUCGGUGGAAGGUGGUAUUUACAAAACUGCUCGUGGAUAUGGUCUUCUUGGACUCAUAAAGUUUACUAAGGGUUACUAUUUGAGCUUGAUAACAAAAUGUAGCCAGGUAGCUAUACUAGGUGGGCAUUUCUUAUAUCAUGUUGAUGAAACAAAACUAAUCCCUCUUGAUAUCAAUUACAAACGUCCCGAUAAAUAUAGUGACGAAGAACGACUACUUUCCAUAUUUAAAUAUUUAGACUUGGGUAAGACGUUUUACUUUAGUUACUCAUAUGAUAUUACUAAUACGUUACAAACUAACUUCAUUCGUCAAAAGAAAUAUGCUGAAAAGUUUCAAUUCAAUCAAUCACAGGAUGUACCAGAAACUCCUGGACAAUUUGAUACUUUUGAUCAUAAUGAAAGAUUUGUUUGGAAUAAACUUUUAAUAGAUCCUGUAUUAUUGAAUCAAGAUAUUGCUACAUAUGAAUGGUUCCAGCCGAUUAUACAUGGGUUUAUUGACCAAGCAAAUAUAUCCAUAUAUGGAAAGAAAAUCUAUAUAACUAUAAUUGCAAGACGGUCACAUCAUUUUGCUGGAGCCAGAUUCUUGAAAAGAGGCGUAAAUGACAAGGGCAAUGUUGCCAAUGAGAUCGAGACGGAACAGAUAGUGUCUGACAUGCUUGUUUCAUCAUUCCAUGAUCCCAAAUAUGGUUUCUAUGGAAACCCCCGAUAUACUAGUUUCGUUCAACAUCGAGGAUCGAUACCACUAUAUUGGACUCAAGAUUUAAAUCGCCUUCCCAAACCUCCAAUAGAGAUUAAUUUAUCAGACCCAUUUUAUCAAAGCUCUGCUAUUCAUUUCAAUAAUUUAUUUGAAAGGUAUGGUCUGCCUGUUAUUGUUUUAAAUUUAAUAAAAACGAAGGAAAAAGUACCCAGAGAACUGAAAUUGAACGAGCAUUUUGUUAAUUGUGUAAAAUAUUUGAACCAAUUCUUACCGGAAGAGCAUAGAUUACAAAUGCAUUCAUUUGAUAUGUCUAAGCACUCCAAGAAGAACUUAGAUGUGAUUGGACCAUUACAAAGUAUUGCCGCUGAAUCAAUUAGUAGAACUGGUUUCUUCCAUAACGGAGUUGAUUUAGCAUCUACAAAGGUCCAAAAGGGGGUAUUGCGCACAAAUUGUAUUGACUGCCUCGAUAGAACAAACGCUGCUCAGUUCAUUGUAUGCAAAGAAGUACUUGUCCAUCAAUUAUCAAGCUUGGGAUUGAUCUCAAAGGAUAGGUCUCUUGAUUAUGACUCGGACUUGAUUAACAUUCUCACGGAAAUUUUUCAUGACCAUGGUGAUACCAUUGCAAUUCAAUAUGGAGGAUCGAACUUAGUAAAUACAAUGGACUCCUAUCGACGUAUUAACCAAUGGUCAUCUCAUACUAGAGAUAUGUUAAACAGUAUCAAACGUAUAUAUUCUAACUCAUUUAUGGAUCUGAUACGUCAAGAGGCUAUUAAUUUAUUUUUGGGGAACUAUUCAUAUGAUCCAAAUAAACCUAAACUUUGGGAAUUGCAGAAUGAUUUUUAUUUACAUAACGAUACUUUAAUCGAAGAUAUUCGAAUAAAAGUAAGCUAUGUACAUUGGUUUAAUGAUGUCUUUUUAAAAAGCUCGAGAUUUGAUUUACAACAAUAUCGCAAGGUGGAGAGUCAAUACGAUUCAAAGGUCCCUCUAUUAGAACCUUAUCCAGAUUAUAAUGAUAACUGGUUUAAUGAAUGCUAUGUCCCAAGAAAAUAUCAAUCGUUUACUGAAUUAUUUCAGUUUAAUAUGAAUUCAAAUGCUAGAUACUUUCCUUCAAACAUCAACAAUGGAUCUAAUACGUUUGAUUAUAGCCCUUUUGAGUCUAGAAAACCAUAUUUAAGACCUUCAAAGUCGAUUGAUGCACUUGGUGAACAACCUAAUGGAAAUGGAAAUGUGAAAUAUCUAGAAAGUUCACCCGAUGAUAGACAAGAUAUAAGUAUGCAUGACAUUGAGGAGGACGAAGGAGAGUAUGAAAGUAAAGGUGGCGGAGCUACUAAUAAAAGUCUUCUCCAGUCUAGACAAAGCUCAUCCACUUAUUUGAAUAUAACUCAUUCUAAUAAAAUCAAGAGCUUUUUAACAACAAAAAUUGAAAAAUUGGGAUAUAGUAGCAAACAGAGUGAAUCUUAUAGCGAAAAGUCAACCCAUACAUCCUAUUUAUCAACUCCGAGACUUGAAUAUAACUCAGUAUAUUCUAGAACAGAAAAUGGAACUUCAAUUUACCUGAAGGUUGCAGCUGAAGAUAAGAAACUCUAUAUGGAACAAUCUAGAUCUUCUAUAACAUUGCCAUCUAGUAAUUUACGAGAGCAUCAAAACCUUGAUUCAAAUAUAGAUACCAAACCUGCUGAUAAAAACAUUUAUGAUUACUAUACUAAUCGUUUAAUACAUGGCGGGGAUCUAGAGCCACACCGUAAAGAAUUAUAUGGUGUGCAAAAAUUGGAUAUCGAGGACGUUAAUAUAUAUAGUAACUAUCUUGGAGUCGAAGAAGAUGCUUUAUAUCUAUACCCUGAAGAUAACUAUUUUACUUAG
[Candida] anglica is the source of this 2988-nucleotide messenger RNA. The record is from the annotation of a GenBank genome assembly. Lineage: Eukaryota; Fungi; Ascomycota; Pichiomycetes; Serinales; Debaryomycetaceae.